AUCACUUCAUCAUAUUUAUAUAUAAUAUGUUCGCAUAUGCACAUCUAACUUUGCAAUUUUAGAAGGGCAAUUCAUUUCAACUCUAUCAUUCCCAGAAUGAAGAUUAAGAAAAAGGCACAUCUCAACAACACCGCUGAAUACAUUGAACACAAGAGAAAGAAAAAAUGGAUUGAUGAGAAGUUUAGUUGUAAUUGCUUCACGUUGUACCCAAGAUCUCUCUUUGUCACUUGGGGUACUCGUGUUGAAUACUGGGAUUGGAAAUGUUUCAAAGAAACAAGCGAUGAAAACGUGGAGGUAGCGAAACUGAAAGCCGUGUGCUGGCUGGAUGUGAGAGGAAAGUUCAACAUGUCUGAGCUCUCUCCAGGAAUUGUUUAUGAGGUUAUUUAUGUAAUUAAGUUGACAAAUGGGGCAAGUGGUUGGGAGCUCCCGAUUGUACUCAGGUUGUCCCUCCCUGGAAAACUCCAAGAACGCCAAGUUAGCCUUUUGGAGAAGCCCAAAGGAGAAUGGUUAGAGCUCAAUGUUGGCAACUUUCAAACACAAGAUUGUGAAAAUGGAGAGGUGUGCUUUGAUCUUUAUGAACAUGGUGGGCAUUGGAAACAUGGACUUAUUAUCCAAUGUGCAAUUAUUAGGCCCAAAACUUCGACCAAUUAUAUUAUUGUAUAAUGCAUCCAUCUGGUUUCAUUUAGUUUUAGGUUAGUAACUUAAUGUUAUAUCAUCACAUGCUUAAAUAAUUGUAUUUUUAAGGGUCUGUUUGAUCGGACUAAUUAUGGUAUAAGAUUGAAAUUAUUAGUUUAUGGUACUCAUAGUCCAAUA
Molecule: messenger RNA, 813 nt
Organism: Camellia sinensis
Lineage: Eukaryota; Viridiplantae; Streptophyta; Magnoliopsida; Ericales; Theaceae
Product: protein PHLOEM PROTEIN 2-LIKE A1
Molecular function (GO): carbohydrate binding
Source: RefSeq, a predicted model, not a curated record